CCAUUCACUUUGCCUGAAAGCUGCUGCUGUUGGUUCCUGAGAUGAGCUCAUCUGAAAUGGCUCCAAGGACCUCAGCGGCAGGAACUGGAGGCAGCUUGCUCUCUGCUGUGGUAAUGUUUUGAAACAGGCAAAAUCAGUACCCAUAUUUGAUAUGUAAAAUGGGAAUCAUAUUCCGAAACUUCUUAACAAAUCCACAAAGGCACCUACUGAGCAAGGCAACACUAGCCGAGCGUUAAUUGAGCAUUUUUUGUGUGCACGACGCGGCUUGGCCGCGGGAGACCCGGCAGUAAGAAGUCACCCCUGCCCUCAAGGAGCACAUGGUGGAGUGGAGCAGACACAGGCAGAUUUUAUCAUGUGGGCAACCUGUUGCAACUGGUUCUGCUUGGAUGGACAGCCUGAGGAGGGCCCACCGGCCCAGGGAGCCAGGACGCAGGCCUAUUCCAACCCUGGGUACAGCUCCUUCCCUUCCCCAACAGGCUCGGAACCAAGCUGCAAGGCUUGUGGCACCCACUUCGCCAACACGGCCAGGAAGCAGACCUGCCUGGACUGCAAGAAAAAUUUCUGCAUGACCUGUUCGAGCCAAGUGGGGAGCGGGCUCCGCCUCUGCCUCCUCUGCCAGCGAGUCCGGGCCACAGGCUUUCAGCGGGACGAGCUCAUGAAGGUGAAGGUGAAGGACCUGAGGGACUAUCUCAGCCUCCACGACAUCUCUACCGAAAUGUGCCGGGAGAAAGAGGAGCUGGUGCUCUUGGUGCUUGGCCAGCAGCCUGUAAUCUCGCAGGAGGGCAGGACUCGAGCCCCCACCUUGUCCCCGGACUUCCCGGAGCAGCAGGCCUUCCUGACCCCGCCUCACGCCGGCACAGUACCUCCUACCUCGGCGAGCCUCCCCUCUUCGCCCGCACAAGCCGCCUCUGUGUCCCCGGCCCAGGCUCAGGAAAGCCAGCAGGCCAAUGGCCAUGUGUCUCAGGACCAAGAGGAACCCGUCUACCUGGAGAGCACGGCCAGAGCACCUGCUGAGGAUGAGACCCAGUCUGUCGACUCAGAGGACAGCUUCGUCCCGGGCCGGAGGGCCUCUCUGUCUGACCUGACCGACCUGGAGGACAUUGAAGGUCUGACCGUGCGGCAGCUGAAGGAGAUCCUGGCCCGCAACUUCGUCAACUACAAGGGCUGCUGCGAGAAGUGGGAGCUGAUGGAGAGGGUGACGCGGCUGUACAAGGAUCAGAAGGGGCUCCAGCACCUGGUGUGUGGUGCUGAAGACCAAAACGGUGGAGUGGUGCCGCCCAGCGUGGAGGAGAACCUGUGCAGGAUCUGCAUGGACUCGCCCAUCGACUGUGUUCUCCUGGAGUGUGGCCACAUGGUCACCUGCACCAAGUGCGGCAAGCGGAUGAACGAGUGUCCCAUCUGCCGGCAGUACGUGAUCCGGGCCGUGCACGUCUUCCGAUCCUGAGGGCUGGCGCCGGCUUCUUCAGUGCCUUACAGGGACGGAGCUGGAAGGGUCUAGGCUCCAGAUUGGCCAGCCUGCAGAGGGGCAGGCUCACAAGAGAACCUGCAAGCAAAGACGCGGUCACCUCUGGGCAUGCCUGUCCCGCCUCGGUGCGCAGCUCUUGGCCGGCCGAGCCCGGGGCUGUGGGAACUGGUGCGAUCGCACGGGCAAGUCCCUGUUCCGGUGAUCUUGGGGUAAUGAUGGUAAUCGAUGAAGAGAGGACUUUCCAGAACUUGGACCAGAUCUUCCUCCCUUCCUCUGUAAACCUAACAGUUUCCCCCUUCCCCCAUACCCCGGCCACCCCGAGCCGCCUGUCUGCGUUCCAGCCGUCAGAAGUCCCGGUAGAAAUGGUUCUCUUCCUCCCCAGCACAUUUGGAUGUGUUUCUGGUCUCUCUGGCUUUCUGUGCUUUAACCAGCUUUGCUAGUCUCUUGCUACAUUGCCUAAAAUUCUUUUGUUUCUUCAGACCAAAAAGAUGUUAGCUUGCCAGACCAAUAGUGAUCCUCCUUAGGACUAAAUUUGGACCAGUAAACUUUCUCUGGUGAGAAAUGAAACACAAAUGCUACUGGAAAAUUUAAAGUCAUUUAGAGUUGCUUCCUUAAAUGCUGGGUUUGGAAGUGAUGAGUCUCCCGACUGAACCUUGGGAGCCAACAAAGCACCUGCAGGGAAGUUUCAGUCCAUGUGUGUGAGCUGAGAUGGCAUGGGGAUCGUCUCUGCUGCUCUUAGGGCCUGUGUGCCAUCCUUAAAUUUAGUUUACGAGAAAAGGGAAAGUUUUGGGUGGAAGCAGUGGCUUCCUGCUUAACUCUGACUUCUCCAACACAAAGGAACUGCAAGCCACUUUCUCCUGAGAAUGAAGUCCCUGUCUUUGCCAUGGAGGUUUUAAACUGGUCUCACCGAAGGCAUAGAGACUAAGGCAGAGAGCCUUGUUCUUCUCUAGCCACACUUUUCCUGAAGCUCCUGGAGACCGAAACUGAACACGUAAGGGGUAUCUGAAGGUACUGAAUGAGACUGGAUUCAGCCCUGGGGCAGACAGCUGCAAGUCUUAAUUCCCCAGGUUAGUGGGGACUCCCUGCUUCCAUUUCCUCUCUCAGCCCACUGACUUGAGGGCAGGUCUGGAAGAAGCAUUCUCCAGGCCCUUUAGGAAAGACUGUACAAUGAGCUAGAGGAUAUUCUCGAGCCCUCUUAGGGCGGUACUACCACUGGAAGAGGUAAAGGGCUUAAGUCUGCUGGAGAAGCUUAGCCAGGAACACACACAUGCUAGCAGAAGAGCUGUGUGUGCUGCUGAUACCCGUGGGUGAGCUAGGCAACCCCUAAGCCAGCACCUGAGGGGCCUUGGCAGGCCCCCCAGCCCCCUGCUGUGCAGUACAUUCUCCCAGACUGGAACCAGUCAGGACUUUGGAAGAUGGUGGGAAACCUCAAAGGGGACCUGUUUAUUGGUACAGACAUACUUAGGCCUUCCCCCAUCAUCAACCACUAUUCCCCUUCAGAGGAAUGGAAUUAUUUCAUAAAAUACUUGUCAGUUGCACACAGGGCCACUUACCUUGACAUUACACCAAGUCCUGGAUUUGAUUCUGGGACAGCCUUUGUAGGAAUCUGGGGAAUCGAGAGAGAGAGGUCUGCGAAGACGACCUUUCACCCUUGCUGGACAGCACCUGCUACAGUUUACAAUGCCUACCAGUUCAGCAGAGGAUCCAGCCACUUCUCGAUUCCACUGUGAAACAGGUCUAUAUACAUAUGCAACUCAGUUACGAUCUAGCAAUAACUUCAGGGCAGAAGCUGGCUCUCUCCCUACUUAAAACUUGCUUUCACUUCUGAGGCCUUACCUCUCCCUACCUCCCACAUUCCCUCCUAGACAGAAGUUAAAAAUAAUAUUCUGAAGGUUGGUUAGUAACCUAAGAAUUAGAACUGCUAUCGUUUGCUUAUUUUGGAGAAAGAACUUGCCUUUAAGUCUUUUGAUUUCUUGGUGAAGGUUUCCGUUCAGGAAAAAAGGUGUCAAACAACCCUGAUUUGUUGUUACUGAUGAUUAUUACACCAAAUAAAGGCUGGGAAUUCCAAGAUCCCUUUUCAGUUACUAUCUAACCUAGGAAGAAAACUUGAUUUUUAACUCUGAGUGCUCUCCCUUCCUUACCCCUUGUGGAUCCUUGGUCUUAAUUAUCAUGAAACAUCUUAAUUCUUUCAUUUAUUCCAUAGCUUUGGCUGUGAUUGUUCUGAGAUCUCAUUUGAGACUUGUUUUAAGACUUGGGAGAGCUGACUGGUUCAGAAUACCGUGGAAUAGCUGGAUCCAAGCUAGUGAAAUGAAGCUGUACAGGAAUUAGUGCACAAUAUAUAUUGUAUAAAUUUGUUGAAUCUUUCAGAUGUGAAUGUGUUACUUCAAGUGGCUUAUAUUAAGAUUCUCUCAGACUUACCUGGGUGUUAAAGCAAACCCAAAUGUGUAUUUUUUGUUACAGAGCUCUGCUUUAUAAUUUUGUAAUAAAAUUUCACUAUAGA
Ailuropoda melanoleuca (giant panda) is the source of this 3965-nucleotide messenger RNA. RefSeq names its product ring finger and FYVE like domain containing E3 ubiquitin protein ligase (gene RFFL). The transcript is spliced from 8 exons. The coding region runs from base 353 to 1444 and encodes 363 amino acids. The record is from RefSeq and is a predicted model, not a curated record. Gene Ontology annotation, biological process: negative regulation of extrinsic apoptotic signaling pathway via death domain receptors; proteasome-mediated ubiquitin-dependent protein catabolic process; protein K48-linked ubiquitination. Gene Ontology annotation, cellular component: cytoplasm; plasma membrane. Gene Ontology annotation, molecular function: ubiquitin protein ligase activity. NCBI's taxonomy places the organism in Eukaryota, Metazoa, Chordata, Mammalia, Carnivora, Ursidae.